CACGGUUUUCUAUUGGCUUCCAGGUUCUUCUUCUUCGGUUGGUUGUCUUCCUGCCAUUAUAAAACAAGCAAAUAGCUCCCUGAUUCUGAACCUUUACCUUUUACAAGUCAAUCAUCUUGCUUAUUUGACUUAUUAAUCACUAUCUUCUUCCCAUCAAACUUUGUCUUCCUCGAUCUGCUAUACAAAUUUUCCGAACAGUAGCCGCCACAUUAUGAAUCUUUCUUGGUCCCUCUUCACUAAUGGAUUCAUACUCAUUCUUCUUUAUUUUAUCUUCUUCAGUAACUCAGGCGCUAAGAUCGUAACCCUUGAUGUUCAUGAAGCCAAGACUCUGAUCCAAAGUGGCCAUGUUUUUCUCGAUGUCAGGACGGUGGAAAAUUUCCAGAAAGGGCAUGUCGAUGCAGAUAAGAUCGUUAACAUUCCUUACCUGCUCGAUACACCAAGAGGUAAGGUGAAGAACCCAGAAUUUCUGAAGCAGGUUUCAUGUUCUUGCGACAAAGAAGAUCACAUUAUUGUGGGUUGCGAUUGUGGGGUGAAAUCUCUGUAUGCAACUGCUGACCUUCAGGCUGAUGGUUUCAAGGACGUGAGGAACAUGGAAGGAGGUUAUAGGGAUUGGGUUAAGGACAAGUUUCCAGUGAAAACCUUUGCAGUCAAUCAGGGUUGAUAAAAUGAGCCUCAUGCAAUUUUAGUAGUGUUUUUCUCUCCUAAAUGUAAUUUAUGAACGCAUAAUUACGUAGAAUUAGUUUUGUUCCAGUUUCAAAUAAUGAAAAGAAAAUAUUAUUUAUAUAA
Prosopis cineraria is the source of this 786-nucleotide messenger RNA. Its product is annotated as thiosulfate sulfurtransferase 18. NCBI's taxonomy places the organism in Eukaryota, Viridiplantae, Streptophyta, Magnoliopsida, Fabales, Fabaceae. The record is from RefSeq and is a predicted model, not a curated record. Gene Ontology annotation, molecular function: catalytic activity. The transcript has 5 exons. The coding region runs from base 212 to 661 and encodes 149 amino acids.